CUUUGUCUCCCUUAUAUAAACUUCUUAUCCUUCCAACCCUCUCAUCGCCACACACCCAAUACGUGUUAUCUCUGUUUCAACCCCUAGCUUAAUUCUUUUUUCUUCUGUACUCAUGGAAGAUUACGUUUCCAGAAAGCGAGUUCGUGAUGACUCGGACGAGUUCGAGUUGGACUCGCCUGAGGUUAAGAGGCUCCGCGACGACCUCCUCUGUAUUCUCGAUGACUCUGAUCCUCUUGCCGACAAGGAUCCCGCGACUCAUGACCUGGCCUCCGUUAUGAAAAUAUUUGAAGAACAGAUAUCGGCGUCUCCUCCCCGGUCGGUGCCUGUCGUCGAUUUGACGUCGGAUUCGGGCGAGUCCCAGCCGGAUAUAAGUUUCCUUCUAGAAGCUUCGGAUGACGAGCUCGGCCUCCCGCCUUCUUGGUCGUCUUCGAGCGAGGAGUUGAAGAGCGAAGAUGCUAAGUUUGUGCAAAUUUCGACCGAGUCGAGUGGACUCAGUGAGUUUUGGGGUUUCGGUGACGAGAUCCCGAGUUAUGACUCAUUCGAGUUUGGGUUUGGGGAAACUCACACCGUUGCUAAUAACAACGGCGAGUACGUUGCGUUGGAAGGACUGUUUGAUCAUUCGGAUAUAAGUUUCGGGUCAACCGAUUUUUCGGAAUUUUCGUGGCGGCACGAAACCCUCCCGGCGCUGUAGUCCGAAACGAUGCGUUGCCUUUAAAACAAUGGCCAACAUGUAAAUUUUUUAUUUUUUUCAAAAGACUAAAAAAUCAUAGUUGGUAGGAAUAGGAUCAGAAUGAAAUGAAAGAGGCUUUAAGUCAGUGGAAAAUUGAUUGGUUUUUUUUUCCAGCUCUAUCGGGGCAUAUGCAUCUUGAUAAUACGAUGUAUUCGCCUGCGACCUGCGAAUCCAGAAAUGAUAUUGAAAGUUGAAACGGACAAGAAUAAGAUCCAUAUGCUUUGCACAUAUAUUAGUGGUGGGGGACGUAAAUUAAUAUUCCCCUCUUAAUCUAAUAGUUUCUAUAAAAUUGUGAUUGUCGAA
Molecule: messenger RNA, 1033 nt
Organism: Vitis riparia (riverbank grape)
Lineage: Eukaryota; Viridiplantae; Streptophyta; Magnoliopsida; Vitales; Vitaceae
Exons: 1
Coding region: 113-691 (192 amino acids)
Source: RefSeq, a predicted model, not a curated record